UCCCGACAGUGAUCCAGUAAAAGUGUCGAUGUGCGGGACAGUGGGGCUACGCUGAGGAAACGCGGGGUUCAGCACAGAAACAGCGCGUUUGCUUUUUAUUGUCUGUACGCGAGAUGAACGGUCUUGUAGGGAUGAAUAAGUAGAGACCUCUUGUUUUAUUUCCUCGUGUUGUUUUCGGACUGGAAACAAAAGGAAGUGGAUCUCCAAGUGUUGUCUGUCUCGUCCCAACUUCGGUUAAGAAGAAUUCUUCGAGGUGUGACAUUCAGAGAGAGAGAGAGAGAGAGAGAGAGAGAGAGGGAGAGAUAUACUCCAUCCACUGUAGACAGAAGCGAUGCUGGUCUGAGAGCGACAUCAUAGACAUGUUAAUGCAGCAUCAUGCCAUCACGGUUCAUCUGUGCAUCUGGAAGAUUGCAGUUUGACUUUGCAGUAGGCAAUGGCUUAUGGGCUUGAACACUGCUGAGGCUGUAGCAGGAUUAAUGGACCAUUUGAACUUUGCAGCCCUGUUUUUCUUCAUGAGGCUAUUUGUCAUCGUGAACGUCUUCACCGCUUUACAUGGUGUGUAUCCGGAUCUGCAGUGGAGAGCUCAGCUGUGCUGUGCACUGACUUCCAAUGGAAACGCCAGUGAGGCAAGCGCUAGCUCCAGCGUUCACAAUCAGAGUCUCAGUCACGUCAACAGCCUUCACAAGUAUCAGUGCCGCAUCAAAAACUCCACAAAUACCACAGAGGAUUCCAGUGUAUCUCAAGAUGUCUCUGAAAACAUCCGUUUGGACAUCCUUUGCUGGCUGGAAGACAAUCAAGCAAAUGUAAUUUGUUAUCUAAAACCCCAAAGAACAACAGCAACGGACACCGGUCAGCUGAUUAUUAGCCUGCGACUGGACUCGGAUACGCUGUCAGAUGAAACGAACAUCACUACUCAGGUGGAGUGUCCUGGCGAAGAUGAGAUCACAUGCUCCUUUGGCCUUCAUACCAACGAUGUCUCGUUCUCGUUGUCUGUUCGUGGAGUUCUCAGUGGCCGUCCUUUACUGACACCCGAGAUGCACAUCAGCACUGAUCUGCUGCGGAAGCCAGACACACCACUUCAUCUGCGGUAUAAUGUAACUACUGAGGGUGAGGUGAUGAUCGCCUGGAAUGACUCACGAAAUAAUAAACACCCACUUCACUACGAGCUCCGCUACUCACCUAACACUUCUCUCACACACUGGGAGGUGCUUAAUGUCCUGCAUCCUUGGGUGUCUUUGAACGAGCUCACUUCUGGAGUCAGAUAUACAGUUCAGGUGCGGUGUAAGACCCUUCAUCACCUUCAUUACCGGAGUGAGUGGAGUGACUGGAGCCAGCCGUUCUACCUCACACUUGAUGUGAGCUACAUCCCUGCUGAAGUGUUCUCCAGGCCUGGUGCAGAAGUAACAGUGUACAGUGUGUUUCACAACCACAGCUGGACUGCCAGUAAAGCUGUGUGGAUGCUGAAUGGCCAGAUGCUUCCAGAAAGCCAAUACCGAAUGAUCAAUGAAAGAGUCAGCGCAGUCACUAUCAGGUCAAAAGAGCCCGGCUUUGAUACACUGAUGUGCUGUUACCCGAUGGGAGAGAGAUAUAAGUGCAGUAUUGCCUACACCAAGGUUUACGUAGAAGGAUUCUUUGAUGCAAAUAUAACCUGUCAAACUGAUCAGCGUUCGAGAGUUGAUUUAAUGACCUGUAAAUGGAAUAAGAGCGUGUGGGCUGUGAUACACUUCCUGUACAGAAGUUCUAGGCGAAUGUGUGAGGAGAUAUCACAUGAGGAAGGUAACAUGACACAAACACAUGGAGAAACCAUGGCUGGGGUGGAGCAGUGCCCAGAUGGAGCUGGAGAUUAUCGUGAAUGCACCCUGCGAGACCUAAGCCUGUUGUCCUGCUAUAAGCUGUGGCUAGUGGUGGAAGGCGGAUAUAAUAAAGUGAGGUCACUUCCUGUCUUUGUCUCACCUAUAGACCAUGUGAAACCGGCCCCAUGUUCAGACCUGGAAGCAGUCAGUUUACCCAACAAAACACUAAGCGUAAGCUGGAAGCGUCCUCACCUGCCUGCGUAUGAUCUGCAAUAUGAGCUACGCUAUGUACCUAUGCAUGUGAUGGCAGAUUUACAGUGGAAGGUGUUUGGCCCUCUGUUUGAGUCAUGGGCAACAAUUCUGGUACAGGACCCUUGCAUACAGUACAAGGUUGAGGUGCGCUGCCGAAGACUUCACGGCCCAGGUUACUGGAGUGACUGGAGCCAGGCUCAUACAUCCUCAGUUUAUAGUAUUAAAGCGCCAGAGAUGGGGCCAGACUUCUGGCGAAUUAUACAAGAGACUCCUUCAAGUUACUCUAAUGUAACUCUGCUCUUUAAGCCACUUCCAGCAGAGGAACCAGCCAGCUGUGUGCAGGGACUUGUAGUCGUGCACCAGACUUCAGGGGGCAUAGUGUGGUCAGAUGACAUAGCCCCAAGCUCAUUUUACACGUUCCAGUGGAGAGAUGACGUGCAUAGUAUCACUGUCAUGUCUCGUAAUUCUUUAGGCUCCUCAGCCAAGAAUAGUAACAUGACUCUGGUGCGUCAACCUAAACGACAGUGUGUGCGUUGGUUCCACGUAGCAGCCAAUGCAUCGUGCGUGUUUCUCUCCUGGAGCCUGGUGUGUGAGCAGCCAUUGCUCCUUUCCUUUGUCCUUGAGUGGCUGGAGCUGAGUGGUGAUUCCAGCCAGGGCAGGACUUCAGUGGGGAGAGUACAGUGGCUCAGAGUUGCCUCAACCGCCAGGGAUCUUCAGCUGUGCCGGCCUUUUUAUGGCACAGAGGAGUUUAAACUGUACCCUGUGUUUGUGGAUGGUGAGGGGGAGCCAGUGAGAUGCACAGCUGUGCGAAGUGACCCUGCAGCCUACAUUCUUCUCAUGAUCAUCGUCUUCCUCUUUGUCGUCCUGUUUGUCACUUUGAUCAUCUCGCAAAACCAAUUGAAGAGGCUCAUGUGGAAGGAUGUCCCAAACCCCAACAACUGCUCUUGGGCCAAGGGGAUAGAUUUCAAAAAGUUGGAUGGCAACCUGUUUGGUCAUCAGGAGGGCCUUACUGCUUGUCCACUUCUACCGAUGUCUGAAAAUAUGUGUGAGGUGGAGAUUGUUGAGAAACUUUUUGCUCUGGAAGAAGACCAAGAAGAGAAGGCACUCCUUCACCAUUCAGUCGAUACAGAAGGCCAAAGUAACAAUCUCUCAUCCAUAGAAGGAUCUUUAGAUCCUCUUUCUCUCGAUACAUACACUGUAGCUGCAACCCCUGAAACGUCAGGUCAGUCGUCUGUAACAUACUCCACAGUCCUGGUGUUUGAUCAGCCUGUCCUCCAAAGGAAGCAGCAGGAGAGUCUGAGCAGCUCCAGUGACGAGGGCAACUUCUCUGCCAAUAACUCCGACAUCUCCGGCUCCUUCCCUGGAGGCCUCUGCGAGCUGGAGAGUCAUUCCUCUUCUGAUGGCGCCAAUCCCCGAAACUCUUGCUCCUACAACUCGGUGGAGGAGUUUUCUGAAACGUCAGAACAAGAGGAUGAAGCUUCAGAGAACACACAAGUCUCCAAAGAACUCUACUACAUGGGAAUGAACGAAGAAGAAGAAGACGAUGAGCUUGAGGAGGAGUUUAAGGAGGAAGAUGGAACAGAGGAGCAGAUUCCAGAUUUCAGUCCAGAGCUGGAAUGCAAGAAUUCGAAAGCCAGUGAUUCAAACGUCCCUCUCUAUCUGCCACAAUUCCGGACUUCAGCCAUUAAACUCCUGAGAGAGACAGUGAGCGACAGCGCCAUCCAGCUGUGAUCUGAAAUAUGGGCUCUACCUUCUAGAAAUGGUGACACUGUAUGUUUUAAAUCCUUUAUAAUUCCCUGCUUCUUCUAUGAUCUCAUUCCUGAUAAGGAAAAUCUGAUCUGGGCAUGACGAGUUGGACUAAUAAAGGAUUUUAUGCAGAAAGGUUGGUGUAUCACUUUUCUGUGAUUAGCUCGUCUUAUUUCUUUUUUCCCUUAACAAUAAGAGAAACUAUGAAAGAAACCAGCCGAAGUUUCUUUAACUUGAAACAUUUCCUGUUAUCAGAGAACAGUCUGACUGUGAAUGUCAGCUGACAGGUUAAAUGUCAUCCUGUUAUUAUUACAACUUGCUGCUUAACAUCCUCGUCAAGGGAAAUCUAAUUUGGAAGUACUGACUGCUAUGAAAUGCUGGAAGAGGCAGUAUAUGUAUGUUUCUGUGUGGGGAAACCCUUCACUUUGACCAGUUUUGACAUUUUCUACUAUACAUAGUUUUGGAAACUACAGGCUUCUCUGAACUGAAUUGUUUUGCAUGUAUAACAAGUUCUAUCAUUUUCAAUGAAGUGAAAAGGGAGAAAAUGGCAUUUAUCUAGCCUUGCCUACCUCUAUAUGGGGAAAAAAAAACUACAACACAACAACAUAAAUUGGAAAAAAUGAUAAGUAUACAGCGAGAAAUGAGCCACUGAUUUAUCAGCAUCAUCCGUCAGUGUCUGUCUCAUUACCUGAGUUAAAAAUCACUCAUAGCAUUUAAACUCAAGCACAAGGUAAAGGUCAUUCAUGGCAUUUAAGAGCGUUGUCUGCUCUCAUCUGUACAGAGUGCCUAAGUGCUCUUCUCUGUUUUGAUGGCGAUGUGACACGUACAUUCAGAAAGCCAGUAUCUGUUUACAAACUGAAUUGAUCAGGCUUAUGUCUGUUACACGACGGCACAUUUUUAUCCAACAACCUGAUCAAAUCUUGAGAAAAGCACAUUUCGUUAUCAAGGUUUUCUAUAUAUUUAGGCAGACUGACUGCAUUUACAGCUGCAUUGUUUAAAUAUGGUUCUUUAUCCAACAUGAUCUUUGCAGGCAGAUAGCCAAAGCAAGGCUAUAAAGUAAAUAAAAACAUCAUUUUAGUAAAAAUAUAUUUAUGGUUUCUUAAAAUAGAGAGGUAAAAGUAUAUUACUAUCCAAAACUUAAUUUUGGUCAAAACAGUGGUCGCUCAGUGGUUUAAGGCUCUGGGUUACUGAUCAGAAGGUCAGGAGUUCAAACCCCAGCACUGCCAAGCUACCACUGUUGGGCCCUUGAGCACGGCCCUUAACCCUCAAUUGCUCAGUUGUAUAAAUGAGAUAAAUGUAAGUCGCUCUGGAUAAGGGCGUCUACCAAAUGCCAUGUAAAUGUAAAACCCAAUACUUUGUCAUGUGACAGGAUUUCCCAGACCACCACACACGUACUGUAGCAGGAAAAACAAAGGACGUUAGUUCCUCAGGCAUCAAGAACCCAAGUCACCAUUGUGGUUUAGUGGAAUUUAGUGGUAUUUAAGAUGCUUUGUAAAAGCAAGCACAAGCAGUGCCAUUUAAAUCUGUUCAAGAUUUAAGCUGCAUGGAUGAGUCGACUGAAACUGUAACAACGUGACAAAAUAUUGUUAUAUUUCAUUGAUGUUUGAUUGUGAAUGUCUGUUUUAUCAUCUGUGUUUACGUUCUUUGAAAUCUCAAGCAUCAAAUGUGAAAUGUUCCGUCUAUGUUAUUUUGUAUCAGAACCAGUGUAUGAUGACCACUGAAUGUUACUGACCGUGAUGGAAUUGGAUUCAAAUGUUAAUGUUUCUAAAGAAUGUGUGUACAGUAUAUAAAUAAUUGAUGUCUAUUUUUCUGGUCUGAAUAAACUAUUUAUUGCAA
Ictalurus furcatus (blue catfish) is the source of this 5627-nucleotide messenger RNA. RefSeq names its product leptin receptor (gene lepr). Gene Ontology annotation, molecular function: protein binding; cytokine receptor activity. Lineage: Eukaryota; Metazoa; Chordata; Actinopteri; Siluriformes; Ictaluridae. The record is from RefSeq and is a predicted model, not a curated record. Gene Ontology annotation, cellular component: external side of plasma membrane. Gene Ontology annotation, biological process: cytokine-mediated signaling pathway. The coding region runs from base 441 to 3776 and encodes 1111 amino acids. The transcript has 21 exons.